Micropterus salmoides (largemouth bass) is the source of this 3479-nucleotide messenger RNA. It is a transcript of the gene mknk1, whose product is annotated as MAPK interacting serine/threonine kinase 1. The record is from RefSeq and is a predicted model, not a curated record. Lineage: Eukaryota; Metazoa; Chordata; Actinopteri; Centrarchiformes; Centrarchidae. The transcript is spliced from 14 exons. Gene Ontology annotation, cellular component: nucleus; cytoplasm. Bases 136 to 1524 code for a protein of 462 amino acids. Gene Ontology annotation, biological process: intracellular signal transduction; peptidyl-serine phosphorylation; protein autophosphorylation. Gene Ontology annotation, molecular function: calcium-dependent protein serine/threonine kinase activity; ATP binding; calmodulin binding.
UCCGUGAUUUCCCGCCCUUACGUCACUGGCUCUCGGACUGAUGGAUCUCAGCUAGCAAUGGAUGUUUACAUCAGCGGCCAGACGCUUUGACGGAGGGGAUUUGGCUGGUUUGGACGCAGAGUCCAGUUAGCAGAUAUGGUGAGGCACAGCAUGGUGACGGAGCUGCAAGCCAUCCAGCACUCUCUCCUGGAUAAGUCCCUGGCUGUGGGCCAAGUGGGGCAGAGCUGUGGGGGAAUUCAGGAGAACGGGGUCGCUUCAGCGGACAGACAACACCUUUCCCAAGGUCCAGCAGAAAUUGAAAAAAGCCAGCCAGUGAACAUCCCAGAUGCAGCAAAAAGAAAGAAGAAGAAAAGAACUAGAGCAACAGACAGCUCCACAGGCACUUUUGAUGAUCUCUACAAACUGACAGAGGAGGUGCUUGGUCAGGGGGCUUAUGCUAAAGUUCAAGGAUGCAUAAGUCUGCAGAAUGGACAGGAGUUUGCUGUGAAGAUCAUAGAAAAGAGCGCAGGGCACAGCCGCAGCAGAGUCUUUCGAGAAGUGGAGACUCUCUACCAGUGUCAAGGCAACAGGAACAUUUUGGAAUUGAUCCAGUUCUUUGAAGACAGCUCCUGCUUUUAUUUGGUAUUUGAAAAGCUGCGUGGAGGCUCCAUUCUCACACACGUGCAAAACCGAAAGCACUUUGAUGAGCUGGAGGCCAGUAAGGUGGUCAGGGACAUUGCCCAAGCUCUUGACUUCCUACACACUAAAGGCAUUGCUCAUAGAGACCUUAAGUUGGAGAACAUCCUUUGUGAAUACACCGAUCGAGUGUCCCCAGUAAAGAUCUGUGAUUUUGACUUGGGAAGUGGAGUGAAGCUCAGCAGUGCCUGUACGCCCAUAACGACUCCAGAGCUCACCACACCGUGUGGCUCAGCAGAGUACAUGGCUCCAGAAGUGGUGGAGGUGUUCACUGAUGAGGCGUCCUUCUACGACAAGCGCUGUGACCUUUGGAGCCUCGGGGUCAUCCUCUACAUCCUGCUGAGCGGCAGCCCCCCCUUCACAGGCCACUGUGGCACAGACUGUGGCUGGGACCGAGGAGAAACCUGCAGAACCUGCCAGAGUCACCUGUUCGAGAGCAUCCAGCAGGGCAAGUAUGAAUUUCCGGACAAGGACUGGGCUCACAUCACAGAGGGGGCCAAGGAUCUCAUAUCCAAGCUGUUGGUUCGGGAUGCAACUCUGCGCCUCAGUGCUGCUCAGGUCCUCAAGCACCCUUGGGUGCAGGGGAAUGCUCCAGAGAGAGGUCUUCCAACUCCACAUGUUCUACAGAGGAACAGCAGCACCAAAGACCUGACCCAAUUUGCAGCAGAAGCCAUUGCCUUCAAUCGGCAGCUAUCCCAGCACGAUGAGCACCAGGAGGAUGUCGGAGCCAUCGUGUGCUCCAUGAGGCUUUCUCCUCCUUCAAACUCCAGGCUGGCCCGCAGACGGGCACAGUCCAACGCCUUGCGCACUGGGGACUUUGCACCCUCAUCGGACGACCUCGCAGCCUGAAGUACCAGUACAGGUCCCCUCGCUGUGAUUUCCGACUGAUUUUAGCCUCCUUGUGUGGGUUUUUUUUAUUUUGUUUGUUUUCACAGGGAGCCUUGUAGUUCAGCCACACAGUAUAUGAGGUGACUAACUUUUCUUGGUGUUAAGGCUCUUUCCCCAUGGCCAGUAAUCUUAUCACCUUGACAGAGUUUGAGCACCAAGGGGACAGUUAAUCCUGUCCCAAUUCUAAUUGAAAACAUAGUUGAAAGUCCUGAGAUUUGACCAGGAAUUGUUAUAAGCUGCCUCAUAGUUUUUUUUGUUUGGUUUUUUUAGUCUUUUUAAACAAGAACUGUUUCGUUUGAGAGUAACUUUGGGUUUAUUUUUACAAAGAGUCUGUAAAUCAGAGUUUAUUUAUUUUUUAUUAUUUUUCCAGUGACCCUAGUACAGCAGAAACUGUUGUUAAUGCCAGCAGUUUUAUAUACUCAGUACAUAUCAUUAUCAACACAGCAUUAUGUAGGUUCAGCACAGUUUGCCACUGUUGCUGGGGAGGGAGGGGGAGAGGGGACGAGAGAGAGACUGACAGAGAGAGACUGACAGAGAGAGACUGACAGAGACUGACUGACAGAGACUGACUGACAGAGACUGACUGACAGAGACUGACUGACAGAGACUGACUGACAGAGACUGACUGACAGAGACUGACUGACUGAGGAAAUGGGCUUCCCUCUAUUUUCCCCCCAUUCAUGUGAUUCUUGUCAAGGCUAUGUAGAAUUUACAGAAAAGGCAGGGAUGUGAAUGGAUGUAGAAGUUAUAGUAAAGACCCCUUUUUCAUCAAAUUCUUUCGUAUUUCUUAUCAUUUCUACACGAGCUGUUCACUUCAACACGAGCUACCUGUAGCACUGAUGUACUUUAAAAUAAGUCACUUAUUUAGUUUAUCUAUCAAAAAUAAUCUGUUUGGUCCAAUAAUGUGAAAUUGACACCUGCAGUAAUAUUUAUCUUUUUAAGGGGCUUUAACAACUUUUUAUCCUCAUUAGAGUCCAGCAUUACCUCAGCCUCUUUUUUUUUUGCACCACGUCUUUGCACGUUUUGUACUGUACAGAUGUAACACCAUCCCAAAAAAGACGUGCUUGGUUUCUUAUUAUCUUAUUGGUUUGAUAUCUCAGAGUGUUUUUUGUCUAAAUGAUGUGAGAUGUGAGAAUUGCAUUAGUUUUGGUUGUGUGUAGCUAAUGAGACUUAAAGUGGGUUUGCGAAUAGUUGACGUUACACUUUGUAGUAAGAUAGAGGAUUCCAAACUGGGAUUGAUGGCAUUUAUUUUUAUACAAGUAUUUGUAUGUGGUUCAGUUUUAUACCUUUUGGUUCUGUGACUGGUUCUAAAUGUGCCAGUGGAAAGACUUGCUAAGUCCUAGAUAUUCUUGGGUCCAUCAAGUUGCUGAUAUUUAGGCCUACUUUUGAUCCUUUCUUUAAAGAAACAUUUUUCACUUUUUUUUUAUUGUUUCAGUCAUCGAUGUGUCACUAUGUUUGAAUGGGGUCACCAGUGGAAGUCUAUCACUUCUGUUUCCCCCUAACCCUCUUAACGUUAUGUGUUGCCCGCUAAACAGCAUGUCCCCUGAUUUCACACUGUUGCCAUGGACACCUCAUCCCUAUAGCAACUACCGGCCUUCAUAGGCUGGCAGGAAUUGAUGGAGAUUUGCUCAGAGCAAAUACACACACACACACACACACACACUAGGAAACAGCCUCUUGCUAUGUUAAAGCCCUCCCACUCCCAUUAUGAAUCAUAAAACAACUUGUUUGUUUCCCCCCCAUUGACUUGUAAUGGCAUCAAAUGAGAUACAGUAAUUGGUGUGCAAUUAUGGGGUCUCAUUGAAAAUGUGUCAGUGCUCUUAUUGGGUCCUAUGCAUAAUGCUCUCAGUGUGGAGUAUGUUUUCACUGGUUUGCUGUGUUCUCAAUAAAAAGAUCCUCAACAUCUUCUGACAGAA